This is a messenger RNA of Plasmodium berghei ANKA, 444 nucleotides long. Its product is annotated as conserved Plasmodium protein, unknown function. Bases 1 to 444 code for a protein of 147 amino acids. The record is from RefSeq and is a predicted model, not a curated record. Gene Ontology annotation, biological process: mitochondrion organization. The transcript has 3 exons. Lineage: Eukaryota; Apicomplexa; Aconoidasida; Haemosporida; Plasmodiidae. Gene Ontology annotation, cellular component: mitochondrion; nucleus.
AUGGGUCGAUCUUCAAAUCGUCGUUCAGGUGGCUUAAGUACUAGGUCAUCCUUUUUGAAAUCAUCAUCAAAUGGAUUGGGCAAAGGAAAUAACACAAAUGCUCAAAAUUAUUCAGGAGGAAAUGUUAUGCAGCCACAACAAAAAUCAGGAGGGUUUAUAUCAAAUAUGAUGGGAACAGUAGCUAGUGGAAUGGCAUCAGGUGUUGGCUUUGGAGUUGCUCAAAGAGCUGUUGACUCAAUUUUAGGACCACGACAUGUCGAAGUACUUCAUCCCAAUAAUAAUUCCCAGUUAAAUCAAGCCGGAGCAAUGAAUAUGGAAAGAAAUAACGAUCUUAAAUGUAAAACAUUUAGAGAUGAACUCAAUCAAUGUAUGAUGUCACAUUCAGAUAUCAGCUUAUGUCAGAAUUAUGCCAAUUCCCUAAAGGCAUGUCAACAAUCCAUGUAA